CUUUAAUUCACUCAAGUGGUAGAUAGUGAACCACAUAAAGUGUAUGUAAACUAUGCAGUUUGUGGUGCUUCUUUAAACGUUAUGGUUACCAGCCAGGCACAGCAAUGGACCUAGAAUUUUUCGACAACAACACGGAAAACACCACUUUCGACCCCAACGAAACCUACUCGUUCCAUAUUUACUACUACGUUGAAAUACCUACAGCCAUCGUAGCGAUUCUAUCCAGCUUAGCAAAUGCGCUAAUAAUUUUCAUGUCAAUUCGUUUUCACGUCCUGCACACCAGACUGUACUUUUACUUAGCGAACUGGUGCAUCUGCAACUUCGUUAUUACCGUAUCUGCUCACGCUACCUUGAACGUCUUAGGUUUCGCUGAAAUUGUGUCUGUGACAGCUCUGUGUAUAUGGCUGGAGACAAGCUUUGCGUUCAUGUUCGGGAAUCUGGUGUUUAUAGCAGCUCUGCUCUUGGACUGGUAUAUCCUGACGUUCACUAAUCAAGGCACUUGCUCCAUUCACUGUAGGAGAUAUUACAAGUUGAUAGCGGCAAAUAUAUGGGUUUUGGUGCUGCUCCUUUUAAUAAAAUCAAUUUUCUACUGUCUGGAUUACAUAAGCAUGCCGCUGCUGGUUUUGAUUGUCUGUCUGGCUUAUUUCACAGUGACUGUCUUGAUUCUUGUAAUAUUUGUUCUAAGGUUGAUAAAGUUGAAGUUGUCCAGCUUUGUUGUGGAGAAGAGCAAUUUAGAGUUUAAGUUAGCUCUGUCUCAUUUUUUAUGCUGGCUGCCCAACGUAUUAUUUUUGACGGUUCACAUAAUUUUUCAGUUGUCCAUUAUAUUAGAGUAUCUUUCUUAUAUCAUUUGGUACAGCAACGCGUGCGUGAUAUUUUUGCUGCUGUAUUUUAAUGACGAGAGUUUCAGAACGUGCCUAGGUUCACUUUUUCAUACGAAAUUUAAAUCUUCUAAAAAGGACAACAAAGAUAUACCUUUAAUUGACGUGUAAGCAUUGUUGAGAGAAGCCUGAAGAUGCCUAAACUUGAGAAUACAGACUUUUUUUAUAAUUAACCAUUAGUUUGAUACUUUUUGUUAAACGAUAAGUUUUGCACUGUAAGUUUUAUAAAUUAAGUAAUAAAUGAAAUGUAAAAAUACACGUUACUGUGUUGU
Molecule: messenger RNA, 1150 nt
Organism: Anoplophora glabripennis (Asian longhorned beetle)
Lineage: Eukaryota; Metazoa; Arthropoda; Insecta; Coleoptera; Cerambycidae
Product: mu-type opioid receptor-like
Exons: 2
Coding region: 105-989 (294 amino acids)
Biological process (GO): G protein-coupled receptor signaling pathway
Cellular component (GO): membrane; neuron projection
Molecular function (GO): G protein-coupled receptor activity; peptide binding
Source: RefSeq, a predicted model, not a curated record